Striga asiatica is the source of this 2053-nucleotide messenger RNA. The record is from the annotation of a GenBank genome assembly. Lineage: Eukaryota; Viridiplantae; Streptophyta; Magnoliopsida; Lamiales; Orobanchaceae.
UACAUUAAGUUUUCCUUAAGGACGUUUGUUGUUGCCAUAAACUUCCUUUUGGAUGUUUGAUUGUAUGAUAGGAUUCCAAAAGUUCACAUUGUUUUGCCCCUUUGCCAUUAGAAGUUCCUUUUGUUGGCAAGCUUUGCUUUUGAACGUUAUCCGCAAAAAAUCGCUGACCUUUUUCUCCCCAAUAUAUUUUUACUCAACUCAAAGUCUCUGCAUUUUCAAUUUUUAUCUGUUCUGCGGUUUAUGUUUAUCUGUCUCCUCCCCACCAAACCACCCCUUCACUUUCGCAACAGACACAAAAACACACACCGACGACCCCUCGCUGUCGGAUCAGAAGUCAGCUAAAGAUUCAACGGCAGUCAUGGCCCAGCUGACUCACGGCGCCGCGGCCCUUCGGAACGCCCUUUCCGCCGCCUUAAUCCCCGCCCGCCACCUCGCCACCGCCUCCACCUCCCCAAUCGUCGUCGAGACCUCCCUCCCCUUUACCGCGCACAAGAUCGAGCCCCCCUCCCGCUCCGUCGAGACCACACCCCAAGAGCUCCUCACCUUCUUCCGCGAUAUGGCUCUCAUGCGCCGCAUGGAGAUAGCCGCCGAUUCUCUCUACAAGGCGAAGCUCAUCCGCGGUUUCUGUCACCUGUACGACGGCCAGGAGGCCGUCUCCGUGGGUAUGGAGGCGGCAAUUACGAGAAAGGACUGCAUAAUCACCGCGUACCGCGACCACUGCAUCUUCCUGGGCCGUGGAGGCACGCUCCUGGAGGCGUUCGCGGAGCUCAUGGGGAGAAAGGAUGGGUGCUCGAAGGGGAAAGGUGGGUCGAUGCAUUUUUACAAGAAGGAAGGAGGGUUUUACGGAGGGCACGGGAUUGUUGGGGCUCAGGUCCCCUUGGGGUGCGGGCUGGCCUUUGGGCAAAAGUACAGCAAAGAUGAGAACGUGAGUUUCGUGUUGUAUGGAGAUGGAGCCGCCAACCAGGGGCAGCUGUUUGAGGCGCUGAAUAUGGCAGCCCUUUGGGAUUUGCCGGCUAUUUUGGUCUGCGAGAAUAAUCACUAUGGAAUGGGCACGGCAGAAUGGAGGGCGGCCAAGAGUCCAGCUUAUUACAAGAGAGGUGAUUAUGUUCCAGGGUUGAAGGUGGAUGGUAUGGAUGUCCUUGCCGUGAAACAAGCAUGCAAGUUUGCAAAGGAGUACGCCUUAAAGAAUGGACCCAUUAUCCUUGAAAUGGAUACUUACAGGUACCAUGGACACUCCAUGUCUGAUCCUGGAAGCACAUAUCGUACACGUGAUGAAAUUAGCGGUAUCAGACAGGAGCGUGAUCCAAUUGAGAGAAUCAGAAAGCUGAUACUACAUCAUGAUCUAGCUACUGAAAAAGAACUAAAGGACACUGAGAAAGAAAUAAGAAAAGAGGUAGAUGAUGCUAUUGCAAAAGCUAAGGAGAGUCCUUUCCCUGAUUCGUCACAACUUUUUACAAACAUAUAUGUCAAAGGCUUGGGAGCUGAGUCAUUUGGUGCUGACCGAAAAGAGUUGAGAACUGUGCUUCCAUAAGUCGAGAAAAUCAAGAAUCCAGUUUUCAAACAAACACUCGGUUAAGACUAAUAAGAGUUGCUGCCAAACGCUUCCUCAGUUUUGAUAUUGCUCUUUUUUUACCCUUUCCUCCAUUUGCGGACGUAAAAUCGAAUUAAAUUCCCUUUUGGCUGUUGCUUUUAUUUCUGUACAUAUCUGCAGAGCAGGUCACAAUGCGUUUUUGGCAGCUGAACACAAAAUGUUAAAAUGAAUUUGGAGUAGGUUGUGAUUGGUCUUGUACUUUAUGAAGGUAUUGGUUUAUUCAGAUUGAAAAGGAUGAAAGGUUUUAGAUUACAUGUCACUGGCCAGAUUGUAAAAAUUUGUCUACACUCCAUUUGGUCUCUUUUGCACUGAAUUUAAUUAUUUUUAUCAAUUGACCAAUAUUCACGUACAAAAACGUGAUGUUGAAAACAAGGCCAAUGCUUUAGACUAGCAAUAGCAGACGUGACAUUGUAACUAAAAUAUGGACAUUAUUGAUGCCAGGGUUGCAUACGAUCGGUCCGG